This is a messenger RNA of Bombus pascuorum, 15005 nucleotides long. RefSeq names its product transient receptor potential cation channel trpm (gene Trpm). Gene Ontology annotation, molecular function: monoatomic cation channel activity. The transcript is spliced from 21 exons. The coding region runs from base 191 to 5365 and encodes 1724 amino acids. NCBI's taxonomy places the organism in Eukaryota, Metazoa, Arthropoda, Insecta, Hymenoptera, Apidae. Gene Ontology annotation, biological process: monoatomic cation transmembrane transport; protein tetramerization. The record is from RefSeq and is a predicted model, not a curated record. Gene Ontology annotation, cellular component: membrane.
AUAAAUCUAAUUUAACUAUAUCAGCUAAGUAUCUAAUGCUAGCUACUAAUCAUAAUCACUAUUUUUGAACUGCAAGUUUGUUUUACUAAGCUUCAAAUAUACAUUGAUAUUAUUUAUGCAGUUCUAUGUAGAUAUGAUAGACAAAACCAAAAGUUGUCGUAUGUUAGUGUAUUGCUUAAUAUUAACGUGAAUGCAUAUACGUAUCAAGAUGGCAAUGGGAAGUAUUAUUUGUGGAGCCAACACUCCUAAAAUGAAGAGAAAAAAGGCAAAGGUAACUGAACGCAGUUGGAUAGAGGCAACUUUUCAAAAAAGAGAAUGCUCAAAAUUUAUUCCUAGUGCUGAUGAUGAACACAAGUUUAUGCAAGUAAAGGGAGAUAAGAAUGCAGAGUAUGAUGUGAUCACUACUUCCAGAUGUUGUUGUGGAUAUUCUUAUACUCAUCACUGCAGAGCUGGUAUAGAUGUUCAAAGUUACACUCCUAGUAAUACCAAAGAAGAAGAUCGAGAACAAUGGUCUCCUGGAAAAAAUACACGUCCAUUUCCUACUGAUGCAUAUGGUACCAUUGAAUUUCAAGGUGGACCUCAUCCAACUAAAGCUCAAUAUGUGAGACUUGCUUAUGACACAAGGCCAGAACCAAUAGUACAAUUGUUGUGUCGAGAAUGGAAUCUGGGAUUACCUAAGCUACUAAUAACCGUGCAUGGUGGUCGAUCUAAUUUUGAACUGCAGCCAACUUUGAAAAAAGUUCUAAGGAAAGGUUUGCUGAAGGCUGCAAAGACAACUGGUGCAUGGAUAUUCACAGGUGGAACUAAUACAGGUGUAACAAGACAAGUAGGAGAUGCCCUGCUAUUAGAAAGAUCUCAAAGACAAGGUCGGGUUGUAAGUAUUGGCAUAGCACCAUGGGGAAUUUUAGACAAAAGUCAUGAACUUGUAGGCCGUGGAGGUGAAGUACCUUAUGAAUGUCUUUCAUCUCCGUGGUCUAAAUAUGCUGUUUUAAACAAUCGUCAUGCAUAUUUUUUAUUGGUGGAUAACGGUACCGGUGGUCGAUAUGGUGCAGAAAUUGUGCUGCGUAGAAGAUUGGAAAAAUAUAUUUCUAAUCUAAAAUUACAGCCAUACACACACAGCAGUAUUCCUGUCGUGGCAUUGGUAAUUGAAGGAGGAACAAAUACGAUUCGAUCAGUUUUAGAGUAUGUUACAGAUGUUCCUCCUGUUCCUGUAGUAGUCUGCGAUGGAUCAGGUCGUGCAGCUGAUCUCAUCGCUUUUAUGCAUAAAUACGCGUCUGAAGGAGAUGGAGAGAAUGGAGAGAAUGAGGGACCAUUAGAAAGUAUGAGAGGACAUCUUUUAGAUACUAUCAAACGCACUUUCAAAGUAUCCUCUGAACAGGCAUCACAACUGUACUCUGAACUUUUGCAAUGUACCCGUAAGAAACAUUUGAUAACAGUAUUUAGAAUAAGUCAAGAGCGGCCACAGGAACUUGACCAAACGAUUCUGACAGCUCUGUUCAAGUCCAAGCAAUUAUCCCCUGCUGAGCAGCUAUCGUUAUCUUUAAUUUGGAAUAGAGUGGACAUAGCACGCUGUGAAAUAUUUGUGUAUGGUCAAAAUUGGCCAUCGGGUGCUCUGGAACAGGCAAUGAUGCAAGCUUUGCAACACGAUCGAAUUGACUUCGUGAAACUUCUCUUAGAAAAUGGAGUCUCUAUGCGUAAAUUCUUGUCUAUACCUCGCCUUGAGGAAUUGUACAAUACCAAAGAAGGCCCUUCGAACACACUGGGCUACAUUCUCCGCGACGUUCGACCAAAUAUUCCACGGGGUUACAUGUACACACUGCACGAUAUCGGCCUCGUGAUAAAUAAAUUAAUGGGUGGCGCGUAUCGGUCGCAGUACACACGCAGAAGAUUCCGUAUGAUCUAUACCAAAGUGAUGAAGAGAUCUGGAGCACAUCCUCAACAUAUGCAUCGAAAUAGCUGCGUCCUGGGUAGCACUAGUCGUUACUAUUCGGGAUCUGGUAGUAAACAGGAUAGUUUAACAAUGAGUUUGCUCGCUGAAACUUUACCAGCUAAUCGAGACACGCCGCUUUUUGAUUAUCCUUUCAAUGAGUUGCUUAUAUGGGCUGUGUUAACUAAACGACAGCAAAUGGCACUAUUAAUGUGGCAACAUGGGGAAGAAGCUUUAGCAAAAGCACUCGUUGCUCUUAAAUUGUAUAAGGCUAUGGCGCACGAGGCUGCUGAGGAUGAUCUUGAAACGGAAGUUUAUGACGAAUUGCGGAGUUAUGGGAAAGAAUUUGAAAAUAUUGCUUUGGAAUUGUUAGAUUAUUGUUAUCGUCAAGAUGACGAUCAAACGAAACAGCUAUUGACUUCUGAACUUCAAAAUUGGUCUGGUCAAACAUGUCUUUCAUUGGCAGUCACGGCUAAUCAUCGACCACUUUUAGCACACCCUUGUAGCCAAAUUAUUUUAGCUGAUUUAUGGAUGGGAGGUCUUCGUACGAGAAAGAAUACGAAUUUAAAGGUCAUACUUGGGUUAGUUUGUCCAUUUUAUAUAAUGUGUUUGGAAUUUAAAAGUCGCGAGGAAUUGCAGCUGAUGCCACAAACUCAGGAAGAACAUUUGAUCUCUCUCGAAGAUGAGAAAGAAGAUAGUGAUUCAGAGCAUGGUAUACCAACAGGUCCAGAUGUUGAGAAACGUCAGCGCAGGAGCCUGAGCGUACGCAACAAAUCCAGCAGCCAACAAGGCGCUAAGUUAUCAUCAAGGAAAACUUCUAUUUAUUCAGUAUCGGAAUCCGUACCGGCUUUAAUCAGCAAUGAACACACUACUGUCAUCAAGGAGACAAUUGUACAAGAAAAUGGUAAAGUACUGACAGAUAACGAUGAUGGAAUUCAUCGUACAUAUGGUAUAAACUCUGACUACUAUGACAUCAAGAACAGCAGGCCAUUGAGAUUGAGGAAAAAAUUAUAUGAAUUUUUUACAGCUCCCAUCACAAAAUUUUGGGCUAAUGCUAUAGCAUACAUUAUUUUCUUGGUUCUCUUCUCAUACUCCAUUCUCGUACUUAUGGAUGAUUAUCCAUCAUUAGCAGAGAUUUAUGCCAUUGCAUAUAUUUGUACAUUAGGAUGUGAAAAAGUACGAGAAAUAGCAACAUCUGAACCAGCUACUCUUUCACAUAAAUUUAGUGUUUGGGCAUGGAAUAUGUGGAAUCCUUGUGAUGCAGCUGCCAUUAUUUUUUUUCAAAUUGGUUUAGCUUUACGCUUAAGACACUCAACUCUCGAUGUUGGUCGUGUCAUCUAUUGCGUUGAUUCCAUUUAUUGGUACUUAAGGAUAUUGAAUAUUAUUAGCGUAAAUAAGUACUUUGGUCCUUUAGUUACAAUGAUGGGAAAAAUGGUGAAAAAUAUGACAUACUUUGUGGUACUUUUAAUAGUGGUAUUAAUGAGUUUUGGAGUCACUCGACAGGCAAUUUUGAACCCUAAUGCUGAACCGAAAUUGAGGAUUAUUCGUGAUAUAUUUAUGGAACCAUAUUUUAUGUUAUACGGAGAGGUGUAUGCCGACAACAUAGAUCCAGAUUGCGGGAACGAACCAGGAAUGGUUCCAUGUUUACCAGGCCGGUGGAUCACACCUACUGUAAUGUCCAUUUAUCUUUUAAUUGCAAACAUAUUGUUAAUAAAUCUUUUGAUUGCUGUAUUCAACAAUAUUUUCAAUGAAGUAAACGCGGUGGCGCACCAAGUUUGGAUGUUCCAACGUUUUACUGUUGUUAUGGAGUAUGAACAGAAACCUGUUUUACCUCCUCCGCUCAUUGUAGUUUCUCAUAUAUAUCUGGUGGCGAAAUAUUUGCUGCGAUAUGUAACACAAGGGAAAGCAAACACUGGUGAAACUUACGACAAUGGACUGAAGUUGUUCUUAGAGGCAGACGACAUGGAGCGUCUCUACGAUUUUGAAGAGGAUUGUGUUGAAGGAUACUUUCGUGAGCAAGAGCUGAAACUGCAAAUGUCUACAGAGGAACGUGUUAAAAUUACCACAGAAAGAGUGGAGAAUAUGCAUUCGAAGAUCGAAGACAUUGACAAAAAAGGGAAUACUCAAAAUGCAUCUCUUCAAGCAGUGGAGUUUCGUAUGCGCAAAGUGGAAGAAUUAAAUGAACAGAUUUUGGCACAUCUAGGAGUCAUCCACCGAUUCAUGGCUACUCACAUGCCCAACAUGGAGGGCUUAUCUAGUUUUGAUAUAGACGGUCGUCAGCGUAGGGUAUCAGAACGCUCAGAAGUUCUGUCAGAAACAGAUUCUCAUACCCAACUACCAGCCAUUGCGAUUAAACGUAAGAGAUUGGUUCGAUCGAUGACCGAUGGCACUUUCCUUAACCUAGGCCCAUCAAUAGAUGAUGAUGUGCUGAUGAAUGUGAAACAUUCGGAAACUGCUAUAUCCCGAGAGAACCUCAGUAGGAACGAGUCUUCUAUAAGUGGAGAUGGACACACUGUUCAAGAUGACAUAAAGACAAUCACAAGCCAGGAAACUGAAGCGAGCAAAGUAGAUGGUGAAGGAGAGACCCUAAAGAAGGAUUCGCAUUCUGACAGCAGAGAGGUAAGCAGAGAGCCAAGCAGAGAACCAAGUGGAGAGCCAAGUAGCAAAGAACCAAGUACGGAACCAAGUAGACAAACGAGUAGAGAAUUAAGUAGGGAAACGAGCAAAGAAGCUACAAGCAAAGAACCGAGCAGAGAAGCCAGCAGCGAAGCUCCAGCUUCGGAACCUAUUCCUAGGCAAGAUUCUACAGAACGACCUAUUAGACAAAAUAGUAGAACACGUUCAGAGUCAGAUGAUGUAACGAUUUUUCCACCAUCGAACAUAUCAAGAGGAGUAACGUGGGCUGAGCCACGUGUUGCAGUCAUUCCAUCGUCUUCAACAGGUAGCACGCAGAGGUCUAUUCUAUUAGCCAUGCAUGCAGAAUAUACAAGCAUAACGGAUGAGCUGGAGAGCUACUGUGGCCUUCUAAGUCCACCUCGAACACCGCCAAUUUCUCCACCACCUUCGAGAGCUAGAAACUUAUCCGAAAUGUCUAACCCUGAGAUGGCUUGGCAAAUUGAGAAUGAACAUCUACGUGAUGCUGAGGAGUGUGAUUACCAACAGAUGGAAGAUUUAAUACAGAGGAGGUACAUCGCAGAUGACGAGGAGCAUUUGCAUACUGAUGAAGCUACCCUCUUCAUAUCGAACGAACACAGGCACCAACUUCGAAGAGCUUCUGCCAUCGAUGAAGAGUCUCGAAGGCCUCCACCUACAAUUUGCGUGACCAGGGAGAUCGAGCAAACGCUUUCAAGGCCACCGAUCCGGGACUCAGAAAGCUCAGAUCCUAACGACAAGAAUCUGAGUACGGUACCUGCUCCAGCGUCAGAGACCAUGUGCUAAAUAUCAGUGCACUCGCAUCGAGGUAAACUAACCUCAAUAUAUUUUAUGAAUCAUUUAGGAAUUGAGGUAAUCUAUCCCCAAUACACUUUCCAAAUUGAUCUGACUCAAUAAGACAAUGCAAGUCAAGGUUACAGUGAAAUAUGUAUUUUCAGUUGGUAUUAUUUUUCUAACUGUUUUAACAUUGAAAUAUAGAGAAUCAAAUGAAACAGUAUUUUUAAACAAAGAAUGUUUUAAAAUUGUAUACUUGAUAUUUUAUCAUAGCACGUAAUUAUAACUAAAUGGAAUGCAUUUUUCUAAUUGUUUACUUAUAGUGCAAUAUAUUGUUGAGCUCAGAUCUGAAGAUCUUUUCUUAUAAUAUUUUAGCUGCAACUUUUGUAAUUUCUUUUUUGUGUAAUUUCUUCUCAUAGUUUAAUCAUUUUUAGCCAUAAAGUACUUAGUAUAUUAUAUAUUCAUAAUAAAUAUGCACAUGAAUACGUACAUAUAAAUAUUGAAGUUAUUUAGCUCAUAUUUGUGCUUGCUCAUAUUCGAAUUAAUUCGAAUAUUCAAGUGCUACACAUUAGAAUUAGCAAUUUUUAAUCUACUUUAAUCCAUUUGCUUUUUAAGUAACCAUUAAAUAUAUUAUAUACAAUUUUUUAAUCAUUUAUUCAUACAACACAUUUAUAUACUCGAAGAAAUCCACGUAUUUGAUAUAUAUGUUUAUGGUAAUUUAUUUAACAAUCAAUUUUAUAAGGCUUUCAAUGCUAAUAAACAAUAGAAAUUACGAUUUGUAUGUACAUUUAAUCUAACUAGUUGUUGACAUGUUUCUUACAAACAUACAACUGGCAGAAUUUAAUCAAUUAUUAUAAUUAAAUUAUUCAACAGUCAAUGUUGAAUUAACUUUUUUUUGGAAUAAUAUUUUUGAAUUUGUAGAGAAUGCUAAAUGCAUAUAUGCAGUUGCUACUAUUAAUAAUAUUAAUUACGAUAUUUAUGUGCAUAAUAAUUUAUGAUAUACUUAACGUCAGAAUACAUAUAGUAAUUGAAUCAAUUUAUCACAACACACGGCAGUUACUUCAAAUAUUCGAAAAAGAUUAUUCCUUCAGAUAAUCAGUGUACUUUAAUAACGACGAUUUAGGUACUUGAACCUUGUUAAUAUUAAUAAUAAUUGAAAUAUUCAAACUAGAUAAUUAAAUAAUCAUGUAGUUUGAAUAUUUAGAUGUCAGAAUAUUUUUUAAAUAUUAACUUUCAAAUACGACACACGUUCGUAAUUGUACUAUUCGUUGUACACUUCUUUGACUAUUCCAAUUGCAAUAGUAUUAACAUUUAUAACCCUCGAACAACGGAUGACUAAAAAAAACAGUCACAUGUAUCUUUUUUAGACUCUAUUUGUGGAAUUGUUAUACACAAAUUCUUAUAUUAUUAUGAACAUUUAUAAUUAUAUUUUUUUUAUUAAAUUUUACUAAAAUUGUACCUUCUUUCCAUAACAAAAAUUAUGGUUAUUGCAUAUAAAACUAUUAAAAUUAUAUUAGGAUCCUGUUGAAUAAUAAUUUACCAGUUACUAAUAUUAGUGAAUUAACAAGUUACAGAUACAUGUAGUGUUCUCUUUUUUUCACAAUUUGUCAACAAAUAGAGCGAUCAAGUAGUUUUUAAUUUAUGUAAAAGAAUUGUCUAAUUCUAUAUUAGGGAAUUUAUUAAUAUUAGUAAAUUGUAACUUGUAAAACUUCACUAAUAAUAUCAGUUAGAUUGUGCAAGAAGUACCUGAUAAUGAAAAUUAGAAAAUCAAAUCUUGUUAUUGAAAAUACGUUUCUUCGUUUUGUUGAUGAAUUUUAGAUGGUACUAUCAUAGUUGGUUGAGGGUUAAAAUUCAUUAAAUUAAUUUCUCCUUGACGUAUAAAACGGUAUAAACGUAUAAAACGUAUAUACGUGCCUACUUCAAUGGGACUUCUAACGACUUUUUUAAACAAGAAUAUGUUCCGUGGAAGGUUGCGUUGCCACCAUUUCUGUAAAUCAGGUAUAAUGUACUAUACAAAUGUUAUUCAAGUUCCUUCCAUUUUCUAUGUCAUGUAUUUUUCAAUUUUUUAUGCGCACAUACACACAAUUCGUUUGUUAUUGCAUAUUAUAGUAAUACGAAAGGAGUCGCUAUCGAAAACAUUAAUCUCCUCCCGUCCUUUAUCUUAAUCGAUGGAAUUAAUUUCGAUUUCUUCGGUUUUCUCGUUCUCCCGAAAGAAUUCUACUUCUAAGUAAAUACGAGAAACCCGUAUACACGAUGUUCUGAAAAAAGUGUCGUAUAAAAUAUUUACUAGACUGAGGAUGUUUAUGCGAUUUUAGAUUUUUGUAAACACAACUAAAGAAAGUGGAAUAUAAAUAGAAAUUUGUUUCAUGUACUAAAUAUUGUAAUAAAUACUCUACUUUGUAUAUUUUAUGCGUUCUGUAGAUUUUGCAUUUUUACAUGUCUAAAAAAUGCAUAAGUAUCCGGAGUCUAAUAAUUACAAAUUACCAAAAUAAUGUAGAAAAUCGCAAUAGAAUUUUCAUUUUAAGUAAAGAAUAUUAUAUUUUUAUUUUUAAUACCAUGAAGAUAUAAAAAAAAUAUCUGGUGAACUUAUGCAUAACUAUGCAGUGACCUUUGAACAAUUUAAUGUUUAGAAAAGAUUAAAGUUGAAGAUCGAUAUAUUUGUAACUAAUUAUUUAUAAACCAUGUUUGUAAUUCGUAUGACCAAUCGAUUAAAAAUCAUUACACGUGAACUUGUUUCAUGCAAUACCAUUGGCAACGAAUAUAAAGUGACCUUGAGAAAUUAAAUCAAAUAUAUUUCUUUUUUUACAUUUCAUGGUAUUCUGAAAUAAAAGUAUGUUAUUCUAUUUGAACAACGUAAGAAAAAAAAAAUGAUAAAAAAUAAUUAUUUUAGACGACACUUAUUUUGAUACACUCUGUAUAUACACGUAAAUAUUAUACAUAUGUCGACAUAACGAAAUCAAACGUUAUUUUAACAACGAUAAACUGUAAAAAAUCAAUAAUGCAGUUUCACCUACUUUUCACAAUUAAUCUUUUUUCCUUUAAGAGGAAACAUUUUGCAUUUUUUUUUACUAACAUUACUUUAGAAUAUCAUUAGUAUCAACGAGAAUAUCGUUAGAAUAAUGAAAGAAAGAAAGAAAUUAUCUGUUGUAAAAAUUAUAAAAAUUGUAAAUUGUAAAUUGUAAAAAAAAUUAUCUGUUAUAAAAAUUCGAUGCCAAUUUGUGUUCAGAGAUUCAGUAAAAAAAUUAGGUGAAACUCGAUUAUCGAAAUUUUCGAAGUACAUACAUACACACAUGUAUAGUGGUGCUGAUACAUUAUUUAAUGAACACCAGAAUCAACAUUUUUCAAGGUCGUGUUUGCAAGACCAGAAUGUAUAACUAAAACAUACACCGAAAGGGAUCGAAAACCGGCGUGUGCUUAAUCAAAUAUUAGAUACUUACAAUUAGUAUAAAAAUAAAUCGUAUACAGUACUGCCUUAUAACGAGUUAGUUGAAAUUAAAUCUGGCCAGUUAACAAACGAGAGUUUAUUCCAGGAAUUUUAUUCUUUGGGUAAAAGAAAUGGAUAGCAUGAUACAAUAACAUUCGAUAUUUAGAUUGCUUUCAGAGUUUGUAGAUAGUCUACAUAAAAACGAUAACGGCAGUCAGUUACCAAGACGUAUCAGGUUACUAAGACCGGUCAAAAUGGCAGUACUGUGAGUUACAAAUCUAUAGAAAAAAAUUGUACUGGCUUUAGAUGCGAUUUCGUUUCGAUAAACCACUAUCCGAGAUAUUAUUUCGGAUCCGAUAACGAGAUCGAUUUUUAAUGUAAAUAAUUUCCCCAAUAUUUCUCCAAUCACAUGUAAAUGUGUAAUAUUCAGCUUUAUUAUCUUCUAGACACGUGCGAAUUGCAAAACUAAAGCAAGUUAAAUCGUUUAACUGUAGUGCUUGACAAAAAUAUUACAGUUACAUUUAGCUUAUUAUUGUAGAGGUGUUUUUUCCUUAAUUUUGGUGCUAGAAAUAAAUAACCCAAAGGAAAAAACUGAAGAAAUAAUCGGUGAAAUAAUUUAGAUACGAAUUACAAUUAGGCUACGAAAAAUUAUCUUUUCGUAAAAACAACGUUUGUUCGUAUGGAGCUCUGUUGCUCCGUUCUCGAGAAACUCGAGCUUGAAUAUUCGUUAAAUACGCGUGCACUUAACUAGCCUCAGUCUUUUUAGUUUACCAGAUCUAGCUAACUACCGCUACUUUUAUUUAUGUUUAUAAAUAAUAUUAGUCGAGGUCUGGUACAAUUAUAAACAAUGUAAUUAGUAUCUUUGACUAGUCUAUUGUCUUAUCUAUUUUAAUUGUUUACAAAUUUCUAGAAGCGUUGCACAUAUAGAUUCUUGCUCGGCGUGUUAAAGAAGCGUGAACCGGUGAUAAUGUGUUAAUUAGUUGAUACUAUAUGAAAAUAUUUUAUAUAUAAAUUAUUUUCACUACGGAGGAGGAAACUAAGGUCCGGUAUAGAUGAACGGUUUGCGAGAACGUCACCAGCGUGACACUCUUUUGCUGCGUUUUAGAAUAGCAUAGAUUUAUAUAAAGUAGUUUACACGGGAACGUAAAACGCAGCGGCAAAUUAACGCAAAAAUUGGACGCAUAAACACAGUGGGAGAUCACGCUAUCGGCGGUUACGCUGUCACAAAUCGCUCGUCUGCACCGGGCCUAAAUGGAAUGUUAUGCGACUCGUACUGAUCUAUAUAUGUUCAUAAUUCUCGCAUAGCUGCGUAUAAUAAACGUAUUAUAAAUUGUUAAAUUUGUUAAAUUGUCAAAUUGUUAAAUUGUAUAAAUUGCCAGAUGUUAUCAAAUGAUUCGCACGUGUCUAUCAUCGUUACUGCCGAAAAGUUUUUAUGAAUUUUUUGAAUGUACAUUUAGGGCCUUAUCACGCACUACCUGCUGCGUCAAACACAAAAUUUACGGACCAUUUAAAACCAAGAAAAAGAAACAACAAAAGUAAAAAAAAAAGUAAUACGAAUAAACAAAGCGAACCAUAUCACGCGGAUAAUUACGUUCCUAAGAACGAAAGCCAAUCCGUGUUAGUAUGUACGAUAUGCAAAUGAUAAGCGAAAACACGUUUGAUAUUUAUCAUCUAACGUAAAAGUAACAAAAAAAAAAAAAAAAAAAAGAGACAUAAACGAUAAACAAACGAAUAUGCCUAAUUGUAUAAAAAUUGUGUAUAGUUCGUAAACAUUUUAAAAUGAGAACAGAGCGAGAGUACGAGGCAAAUUUAAGACUGUAUCACAAGGAAAUAAUAUGUUUACUUAUUUUAUUCUAGAAUCAGUAAAUAAACGAGAGUGCGAUGAAUUGUUAAUACGAAUCCGACAUAGGUAGUGAUGCAAUGUCUGUAUCCAGAAAUGUUAGAUGUAUUGUUAAAUUCGAGAUAUUUCUUGAGAAAAUAUGAUCUUUGAUUGAAAAAUCGAAUUUAGCGAUACGACCACGCUAACUAAUUUUAAUUAAAAGUAAUAGAUUUGUAUCCAUUUAUACCUCGAAUUCAUGUUACUUUUAUUAUACUGGUAGAAUGAUGGAUCUUAACCUUAAAAUCAAAAGAUUAACCUCCAUAAAAACUACCUAUUUCCGUAUAAUAAUAACAUUUUCCGUUAUUGAUAGUAUUAUUAUUGUUGUAUACGCUAAAUUGUUGAUUCAGACAAGAAUUAACCAAUUGAGUUUCUCGACAUUGCCCAAUGAAUCAAAGUGAUAUUUGCGAAAAGAAAAGAUUUGUGAAAUAAAACGAAAAGGUGCUAUCGUGUAAAUCGAGCCUUACGUAAUUGGAAUUAAGCAACGAACACGCUUGCGAUUUAUCGUCGAUAAAUGUAUUGUAUAGUAUUUCUAUAAGAAGCUUCGUUACAGGUAUAAUCAUUCGAUAAAUACCUAAUCGCUCAAAAAAUACUUUCGAAGACAUCUCUUCCCUUCCAUUCUAUCUUCCGUAGUAGACUAUUUCAAGCUAACAUUAGUUCUGCUAUCAAAUUGUUUCUCGACAGCUUUUAAGAUUUUAUCAAUAAGAAAUUGAUACCAUCGAUGAAUCGAAUAGCGGAAGAAAUAAAGUGAAGAUAGGUUGGUGCUUCGUUAAUUAUGCAGUUUAACAACUUUAAACUGCAUAAUUUAUACAGUCAUUAUCUAAAUAUGUUAAACACGAAGUUAAUUUUGUUUUGCUCUCCAUUUAAGGCGGAAUGUUCUAGGUAUGCUCAAUGCGCGCGUCUGCGUCAAAAGCAGUCAAACUCAAAUCGCGUGAUAAAUCAGAUACUGCGAAAACAAAAGCAUACUUUUUCAUUGUAAAGGUACAAAUGUGCCCGACGGAUGCGUCAAAUACCGGCUGCGAUAUCGCAGUGAGAUUGAUCGCGUUGCUCGUGUGACUUGGGUUUAAAACUGCUUUUGACGCAAACAUGUACGUACAUUGGACGCACAGGAUGCAAAGGAAUUCUCGUCUUUAAGCAGUGCGGUGUGUUAAUACAGAAAACGCGUCCGUGGUAGUCCGUGUACAAAUAAAAAAUUCAGUGUCGGUUCCCAGGAACAAACUGACAAAAAUGUCGUUUAACGCGUUAAUGGAAGACCUGAAAUGAGUUGUAAUUUUGAAUAGUACAAAAGUAACGAAAGUAAAUGUAAGUUUGUGACGAGUGUGAAAAAAGUAAAAGUUGAAUGGCUUUUCCUUACGCACCGUUAUCGAAUAAAUUUUGGACACUUCGCUAUAUUUCCUUUAAUUAAUAGUUUAUCCAGCAUCUAAAUCACCGUGCUUUAGGUUAGGUAACGUCCAUUAGGUUUUACCUGUAAGUUCAUAUGGUACAAAAUCAAGUUUGCUCAACAUAUCUUAUGCAUCAUACGUAGGACAUGUGCAAGUUAACUUGUGCUUUAAAUCGACAUUUUUCCUUUCAAGCUAGAGAUAAAAUAAAGAAUACAUGGAAGCAUGGAAAUUAUUUUAAUCUUAUUUGUUUCAUUUCCUUUAACAUCCUAAAUUCGAUUUGUAGUUUGAUGAAAAUUUUAAUAAAGCUGCUUUUGUAUUUUUAUUUCAUGUUAUGAAAAUACAAAUUGCUCACACAUGUCCGUCAAAAUUACGUGAUUAAUGCAGAAAGCACAUUAUAUCAUGUUCGUAAGUAAAUGCGUGAUAUUUCAUUGUCACAGUAUAUUAUCCUCUUGUGCACUACUCAAAACAAUUACAAAUCAUUCGAUAAACUCAUUAUGUCGUUAAAAUAUACGCAUACUCAAAAUCUCUUUAACUGGUUAACCUGUAUAAGCAAUAAAAUCAAAAUAUUAGUCAAAUAUCCUAUCAAGAAAGCGAUCAAUAAGUAGAAUAUAUGUAGUAUAUUAUUAAUCUAUGAAAGAAUAUAUAUACAUACACAUUUAUUAUAAAAUAUAAAAGAUAUAACUAUAUGUAUGUAAUCAAUAUAUACUUAUUUUUUCUUGGAUGCAUUAUAUGUACGUUUAUGAAAUUUCAAUGCAAUAAUUUCCUCAUUUACAAAGUUCAAUUAAAUCUCCAUCAUUUACUAACCUUACUUAAUUGUUUUGAGUAGUGUAUCUAUUUCAUUAAGAAGAAAAAUAAGUCUCACAGCUUAUAAAAGGAUUAACAUGUUUCGUGCACGAACACAAAACUCGAAAACGAGAUUUGAAAAAUGGAAAAACGUUUGAUGUAAAGAAUAUAAUAUUUUUAGGAUAGUUGAUAUAUCGUUCAACAAUGUUCCUCCGCUUCGUUACCUUUGUACGAUAUUAAUGAUAACGAUUUCGUAUAAAUAUGUACAGACAAAGACGAAUAAAGGUAAUGAACACGCAAAAUAAAAUACCACGCAGAGACAGACGGUAGGAAAUGCUCUACUGCGUUUUAUGUUCAAUCGGGAACUGUAUCAUUUUGUGUUUUUAAUCCUUGAGAGAGGCAAGUGAAUGGAUUAUUGGAAUGUUGCGUAAAGCGAAACAAUAAUCAGACAAUAAAAAACAAUCAUCUGUGAAGGGAAACGUCGCGUUACAAAUUUGAAGAUUUUGCUCAUCUUCGAUGACCGGAUUAAAAAAAAUAAAAAACAAAAUGAAACCUUCAAACUUCUUGCGUCUUCUUGCGAUAUGUCGUCCCUUUGAAGUUAUCUUGUUAAUUCGGUCAGUGUUCAUAAAGACGGAUACUCACCGGCGAACAGUACACGAACACUGUUAUUCACUUGUAAUCACUUGUAAUUACAAAAUUAUAAAUGAUUCAAACUAUAUCAUGUUUGAUCUUAUUUUAAUUCAUGAACAAAUGUCAUGAAUAAGGCAUGAAUUUGUUAAGUCGUUGCUCUAGUUCUUAUUUACAGAUAAAAGUUUUAUUUAGACUUUAUAUUUCAUGUAAUUGUAUAUGAUCAUAUAGAGUUAGAAGUUAAGAGAACUGAAUAUUUUUUAUUUGCUAAGUAGAAUUUUCGUCAUAUCGAUGAGACAUAUGUGCAUUAGCUAAUUACAUUCUUUAGAAAAAUGGGGUUAGGACAGUUAAGAAGUAGGGCAACGAAGUGUUUACAAGAAGAUUGCGUAAUGGUUAUGAAAUAUCUGGGAACGGUAUUCGUGAGAUGUUAGCCGGUGUGGAUGUCACUUUCAACUUCUCAUCGCGAACAAAGGAUUUCUAUUCCCACACUUUUCGAGUUCAAGUUCGAGUUUGUAUUUUCUCUUGAUAUGCAGAGUCCUAUAUUGUUCGCGCACGCUGGUGGAGACGCAUUUUACGCGAUCGUUUUCCUGUAUUGCUGUUACAAUCACUAGUCGUCAAGAGUAAUCGUAAUCGACAAGGAUUAAAAUCACAAACACGAGAAACUGUCUGUCACACUUUUCGACCUGUAUAUAUUGUCUGUACCGAUAUUGUAAAUACACUCGUUUGUUCACCUACACAAUCAAUUGUAUACAUAUACUGAUGCAAUGUAAUUAACAGAAAGAGAUCUCGAACUGUUCGUUGUUCCACGACACAGCUGAACACGCGUACAUUGAUCUUUUUUUUGCUCGAUCUUUUGAUCACAGAAAUGCUGAAUGAUUGCGAUGGACAUUUUAAAAUUUUGUUCGGUGAGAAAUGAUCUAGUAUUUUUUAACAUAAAUAUUGAUAGAUUCAAGAAGAGAUAGAAUUUCUUCUCCUUUUUGUCUAUUUGUUUCACAUUAAAUUUUUAUAAAAGACAUCUAUGUCUUUUGGGAUAUUUUCUUAAACAUUUUCAACGUCGAAACUCUUUUUUAAUUAAGAUAAUGGGACAAUUGAUCUUUGAACAUUGUAAUUUCUUUCUUUCGAAAUAUAUAAUUGUGUAUUUGCAAUCGUUCAACAUUAACGAAUAAAAUUUUUUUAUUGCUUACCAAAAAAUGUUCUGAUUGACUAUAUAUCAUUGUAUUGUCAAUUACAGUUUAUAAGAUACUUUGUAGCAAUUUUUAUCUCCUAAAUGGAUUCAAUCUAUUCCGUCUUUUUACACAUUCAGCACGCUUAUUAUUGUACAUGUAUAUUAUAACGAUUCUCGAGUCUAGUUAAUCUAAAAGGAAACGCCGUACCAAAUUAGGCUAAUUUGCUUACUUGCAAUGUAUUGCUGUAAAUUCGAAUCUCAAUCUGUAUUGAUUGGGAUGGUUAAGAGAAAGCAAUCGACUGUAAUAACAAAAAAAAGUACAUAGAUAAAUAAAUAUAUAUAUAUACCCUUGUAGUCCGGUAUGAAAAUAAAUUGAUUAAAAUAUAUAUAACUGA